UGGUGGCAACAUUCUUUCCUCAUCUUCCACCAUUUUCAUUAGUUUGUUCAUAAACUACUUGCUUCUUUCUGCAUCAUCAUCAUGUCACUUGCUGGUAAACUCAGCAUUGAAAUUAGGGUUCAUGCAACUGCUACAAAGUGGUUCAACCUCUUGACAACACAGCUCCACCAUGUUCAAAACCUUACUGAUGCAGUCCAUGAAACAAAUCUGCAUCAUGGUGAAGACUGGCAUCACAAUGAGUCCAUCAAACAAUGGACAAGUUCCAUAGAUGGAAAUGCUACAAAAUACCACGAGAGUAUUGAAUCGACUGAUGAAGCAAACAAAACAAUAACCUACAAGAUCUUCGGGGAAGAUUUCGAGCACAAGUUUAAGGUUUUGAAGUUAAUAUUUCAAGGAAUUCAUAAUGAUGAAGGUGGUGACAUAAUCAAAUGGAUCAUUGAAUAUGAAAUUAAAAGUGAAGAAUUUGAUCCUCCAUUUGGGUUCCUCCAAUUCGUGUACAAAGCAAGCAAAGACGUUGAUGCCAAUCUUCUCAAGGCAUAAUAGCUCCAAAAGUUAUGAACAAAAUAAUAAAUAUACAAUAAAUGGAGAUGGAUGAAGGAUGAAGGAUGAAGGAUGAAGGAUGAAGUGAUUGUAUAUACAAUAAAUUCGUGUGUUGGUGAAUUUUUUUUUUUUUUUGUGUGGAAUAAAACAUGGAGAUACAUGCUCCCAAUGCCUUUGAAGUGUAUUACAUAUAUUGAAGUGUGUUUUAUUUGAGUUUAAAUUCUUUACUGA
Vigna unguiculata (cowpea) is the source of this 771-nucleotide messenger RNA. RefSeq names its product MLP-like protein 43. Gene Ontology annotation, biological process: defense response. Lineage: Eukaryota; Viridiplantae; Streptophyta; Magnoliopsida; Fabales; Fabaceae. The record is from RefSeq and is a predicted model, not a curated record.